AUGACGCUCCUCACCGUGCCCGCCGAGGCGCCAAAGCCCCAAGAUGACCUCAAGACCGUCGUGGGGACUCGGACCAGGGAGUGGCACUUUCAUAUCUACUUCCUGCUGCAGUCUGCGACCGAAACGGCCGCAGCGCUCGCGCUUCGUGAUGCCGUUCUCAGGCUGCGUCGCGACGGCGCCUUUGUGGCCGUUCCGCUGCGCACCGUCAACAAAUCUCCCGUGGGACCGCAUCCUGCUGGGUCGUACGAGAUCUGGGUUCCGGACUCUUCCUUCUCCCAAGUCUUCUUCUACCUGGCUACGAACCGAGGAAACCUGAGGCAAGUCUCUCUCUGCCUUCACCAUGGGAAGGCCUUGGAUGCCUCUGGCUCACGUCGCUCGUUCAACGUACACACAAGGGAACAAAACGCACCAUGCCUGUAUGCUGAUCAAUCUCGCAGCGUGCUCGUACAUCCGCUGACGUCGCAACAACGGCGGGAUCACGAGAGUCGCAACGGAUGGCUGGGCAAACCGUGGCCCAUCUACCUGGACGGCCUGCCGCGCGAUGGCGACGAGCCUCCGCUCCAGUAUCCCGAACUCCGUCUAGGUUGGUCUGCCCCGCCUGAAGAGGACAUGUCCCUGGACGAGAGGCGCAGGAGAGGGGCGAAGCUUGAGGAAUUGCUGGCCAACGAUCCCGAAGCGGCUCCUGCUCCCGUCGACUGA
This is a messenger RNA of Metarhizium album ARSEF 1941, 699 nucleotides long. Its product is annotated as DOPA-like domain protein. NCBI's taxonomy places the organism in Eukaryota, Fungi, Ascomycota, Sordariomycetes, Hypocreales, Clavicipitaceae. The record is from RefSeq and is a predicted model, not a curated record. The coding region runs from base 1 to 699 and encodes 232 amino acids. The transcript is spliced from 3 exons.